Conger conger (European conger) is the source of this 1311-nucleotide messenger RNA. It is a transcript of the gene mboat4, whose product is annotated as membrane bound O-acyltransferase domain containing 4. Gene Ontology annotation, biological process: peptidyl-serine octanoylation; lipid modification. The transcript is spliced from 3 exons. Gene Ontology annotation, molecular function: serine O-acyltransferase activity. The coding region runs from base 1 to 1311 and encodes 436 amino acids. Lineage: Eukaryota; Metazoa; Chordata; Actinopteri; Anguilliformes; Congridae. The record is from RefSeq and is a predicted model, not a curated record. Gene Ontology annotation, cellular component: endoplasmic reticulum membrane.
AUGGAUUUAAAAUAUAUGUUUUUUGCGCAACACUCACAACUGAUUUAUCAGUUUUUUUCAUUUCCCAUUGCCUUAUUGUACUAUAGCCUGGCCAGACAAAGAUGCCUCUCCUUAACAAGCAGGUACAUUUACCUCAUGUUAGGAGGAUGUGUCUUAGCCGUUGUCACCAUGGGCCCUUACUGCUGGUUGGUGUUUGUCCCUGCUGUGGCUUCUGCGCUGCUGGUUCACACAGCAUGCCCCUUGCAAAUUCAUGCCUGGGUAUUUGGAACCCAAAUGUGCUGGCAAAGCUUUUGGCACCUCUUCAUUCAAUACAACGAGUACUGGCUUCAGGAGCCCACAGACAACAGACUCCUGCUCGCAGUGUCAUCCUUGAUGCUUCUUACACAGAGAGUGACAUCAGUGUCAAUGGACCUCCAGGAGGGCAAACUGACACCACAGCCGUCUGGGAUGGAAAAUCCCGGCAGUACUACACCAAUGCUCUAUUAUCUCAGCUAUACGCUGUAUUUCCCGGCUCUUCUCGGUGGACCCCUUUGUUCUUUCCACCGGUUUGUUUCGUUUGUAGAGCAGAGUACCGUGAGCCCUCCCCCACAACCUCUGUAUGUUGUUUGCUGGAAGGCCAGUUUGGUGUUAGGCUUGGAGUGGGUCAAAUAUCUUCUUGUAGAUUUGAUUGAGCAUCACAGCAUAGGGCUGGCCCACCUCAGUGCAGUGCAGGGCAUCCUGUGGGUAUGGGCCCUUUCCCUGGCGUUCAGACUGAGCUAUUAUUCUCACUGGGCACUGAGCGAGUGUCUGAACAAUGCAGCUGGGCUGGGAUUCAGGGGCUACACCGGCACGGGCAUCCCGCAGUGGGACGGCCUGUCUGACGGCGACCCCUGGAGCCUGGAGACGUGUAGCCGACUGUCUGUUUUUGCCCGUCGCUGGAACGGGACGACAGCUGCAUGGCUGCGCAGGCUAGUCUUUCAAAGGUGCAGAACCGCUCCGCUGUUGAUGACUUUUGUGUUCUCUGCCUGGUGGCAUGGGCUACACCCGGGUCAGGUGCUGGGAUUUCUAAUCUGGGGUGCCACAGUGAAGGCUGACUACUGCAUACAUUGUUGCAUAUUCCCUCUUCUGACCACGCCAUGGAAACAGCUGGUGUAUAAAUGCCUGAGCUGGAUGCACACUCAGCUUGUGAUCGCGUGUGUGGUGGUUGCUGUGGAGCUCCGCAGUGCCUGCUUCAUGUGGCUAUUCUGCAGGACCUACAUUUCUGCUUUCAUUGCAUUUCUGUAUAUUCUAUUGCUGUUUAUCUGCUACAAAAACACGCCUGCAAAUGAAUGA